AUGAUGAGCAUGAUUGAGAAUAUUUCACAAUGGGUAAACGGUUGGAUCGACUUCAACAUGGUAUUGGAUGUGAAUGGAGGGCCGAGCUGGGCAAAUUCUUCCUACGAUGCUCCGAUCAUUGUUAAUGCAACGUCCCAGGAAUUUUAUAAACAGCCGCUUUAUUAUGCUAUCGCGCAUUUUAGCAAGUUCAUUCGGCCUGGCGCUAUAAAAAUCCGGCUCUCCGACAAUGACGAUCUGGUCGAGAUCGAGUCGACGGCCGCGAUCAACCAGUCCGGGCAACGGGUGAUGAUUUUGUUGAACAGCGGGCUAAGCUGGAUUGAGAAUGUGACGAUUGUGGACACGGAGCGGCCAGGCAAGUUCCUGAACCUCCAAAUCGGCCCCCGCGAAUUCCAAACCAUCAUCUGGGACGCGCCGCUGAAUCCCGAAGUAAUGGCUACAAAAACUGAC
This is a messenger RNA of Mesorhabditis spiculigera, 447 nucleotides long. Lineage: Eukaryota; Metazoa; Nematoda; Chromadorea; Rhabditida; Rhabditidae. The record is from the annotation of a GenBank genome assembly.